UGGAGGGGGGCAUGGAAUGAACAGAAUCUAUGUCAUAUAUCUAGGUAGGUAAGAUUGCUUGAGGCUCUGUAGAUCAUUAUAUGGAUGCUUGAUUUUCUGGAGAGAAAAUGAUAAGAUACGGAUAGAUAGAGAAGACAUCGAUAGCCGUACCUACUUGCUAAGAAGUGAAGAUAUUGAACUCGGGAAAAGAGAAAAGGGACGGAGGCGCGUUUACUCAUAGUUGGACUCGACUCGAAGAUCCGAGACUCGAGACGAUAGUCGGUGGACAAUACCUGCGGCACAGGACUUGAGAUGGCAGGUUCAUGGUUUCCUACCGGGAAAGAGGUUCGGUAUGUUCGACAUCAUUUUUCCCAUCCUGCUCAUAUAUUGACCACAAACUAACAAUUACCCAAGUGAUGGAUGGAGAUUAGAUAUCGUGUCGCUAUUGGCAGUCAUUGGAGAAUCUGCCAUGGCCGAACACUCCCAAGCCAUGACCUCCUCAUGGAUGUGCAUGCUUCCUCGAAUUAUCCCCGCACCACAAGUCCUCCUCAAAUCCUCUCGUCCUUCUCGAAUGCCACAGGUCAACGCGGCUGUCGUCGGUGUUCAUAAUGGAGUUUACGUACAAUCUCUGAACUUUUUUCCGAAUAUCAUACAUCCGAUAGAGGAUCUCAAGCCUUUCGAGUUCAAAGUUUUCGAAAUCAAGCAUAGGAAUGCCCCACGGCAGCUAGCGUCUCCACCGGCAUCUACAAACAAAGAGAGACAGGUUUCGGCUUCAAGUAGUGUAGAAACUGCACAUUUAGAAAGUGGGACAAAAGUUCAACCUCGGCGUCGGGACACUCUCGCAGCCAAAAUUACCCAUCGCGCAACUAGCCUGGAUGGCAAGAAACCUCACGUGCCAGCUAAACUCUGGUCCCCUCUCAACUGUCUAUCUCUUAUAUCAUUUUUCUUGACUAUCGGUCUUUUCAUAUGGGCGGUAUUAACUCAUGACGGAACUGCUUGCGUUGCCCUUUUCACUAUCUCUCUUGCCUCAUCUAUUGUAGGCUACGCAUCAUGCUGGUCACCUGCACUCAUGAAUCGCAAUAACAAUAGCAAAGUCCCAUUGGGUGACGUUGUGAUCCGCACCAGGGAAGGCGCCUUUGUCGUAGUCAGAUGUGAUGAGGAGGUUGCCCGGGAAUUGUACAACGGAACUGAAGAAUGUCAAUACUACGUCGAUACGGAUCCUUACCGAGUACUCGUCGGCAUCGGUACCUUCUUACUCAUGGUUUCAGUCGUGCUUCUCGGGAAUUGUGAUUUCCAAAUGCAAAUUUCCAUCGGUGCAUCCUACAUAGUGCUCAAUGGCGCAUUCUGGGGCGUAGCUCUCAUGAACAAGGGAAGAUUCUGGGAUCUGUCCAGUUAUGUAUGGGACGACGUUACGCCAGGAUCGGCACGGGAAGCACAUUUGGCUCAGGAUGAAAACGAUGUUGAAGGAAAGCCUUCGUUUACCCGAACACUAUGGUACGCGAUCCGGGAAACAAAGAAAAUCGGAUGGGUGAAGACUAGUGGAGCCGCACCACAAACUGUGAAAUGGGAACAGUGGCUGAAAAAGGCGGAAGCCGAAGCUGUCAAGGAAAACUGGAGUUGGGAUGCGGUUCGUCAGAAGGAUGCAACUGUUGGUGAAUCGGACUCAGUACCACAGGCAGAAGCGGCAUUCAAAGAUACUGCUGCCGAACAUGCUCCUGCGGUACAAGUUCCAAUGCAGGAUAGAGUUGACAUUGAAUGAAACUCAUGCACACUGACUAGUGAUAAUACGCAAAUUUGCUAGGCACCAGCAUCAACUCACGGACUUGAUGGUGUGGUUUGCUAGAUCGCGGUCAAAUGAAAGCCUGAUGAGUUGGUAUUAAAAAAAGCAUACAGAGAGCCAAAGUUUCUUGGAGCGGCCUCAGUUUUCCAGUCUCGCUAUUUUGAUAGUCUAUUUUUCUAUGUUUGAAAUUUCUCUUCGAUGCAGCAAAGGAUAAUAAAUGGCUUGUGGAUGGUGGAUGGAUGUAAUUGAUGAUGGAAAUUCGAUAGAUGUGUUUGAGAUACCCUGAUAUUGACGAGAUGACUACAUACAUUGUCACUGUGAAGAUUGAUUAAUUGGUUAACAUUGCUAGAUUCAGCAUUGCAUCUUUGACGCCCGGAAGGAUUUCGGUGUGUUGGUAUGGUUAUUUAGAUAUCAGCUUUUACUUUUCGCUAGGUAUCUUACGUAUGGUAGCAUUGUUAUUAUGGAUUAAAGAUGGAAAUGGAAUGGGAUA
Molecule: messenger RNA, 2249 nt
Organism: Sclerotinia trifoliorum
Lineage: Eukaryota; Fungi; Ascomycota; Leotiomycetes; Helotiales; Sclerotiniaceae
Source: the annotation of a GenBank genome assembly